Aureobasidium melanogenum CBS 110374 is the source of this 1461-nucleotide messenger RNA. RefSeq names its product 4-aminobutyrate aminotransferas-like protein. Gene Ontology annotation, cellular component: mitochondrion. The record is from RefSeq and is a predicted model, not a curated record. Lineage: Eukaryota; Fungi; Ascomycota; Dothideomycetes; Dothideales; Saccotheciaceae. The transcript is spliced from 2 exons. Gene Ontology annotation, molecular function: pyridoxal phosphate binding. Bases 1 to 1461 code for a protein of 486 amino acids. Gene Ontology annotation, biological process: GABA catabolic process.
AUGCUCCAGGAUCGCAAGCAGGCUACAGCGGCAGCGGCCACCGCUUCAGUACCAGAUGCAUUCGAUCAGCCCUUCUUCCCCGACGAGCCUCAAGGCCCUAUGGUCCGAACAGCCAUUCCUGGACCCAAGAGCAAGGCAGCUAUCAAGCAAUUGGACAAGGUCUUCGACACUUGCAGUUUGAACAUGAUGGGCAACUACCAAGACAGUUUUGGCAACUACAUCGCUGAUCUCGACGGCAACGUCUUGCUUGAUGUCUAUGCCCAGAUUGCUUCCAUUCCUGUUGGCUACUCCAACCCUUCGUUGUUGCUAGCUGCUACUUCAAAGGAGAUGGCAUCCGCAAUCAUUAACAGACCUGCCUUGGGCAACUUCCCUCAACACGAUUGGGCCGAUAUCCUCGAGACUGGUAUUCUUCGUGUUGCUCCCAAGGGUUGCAAUCAAGUCUUUACUGGCCAGUCGGGUAGUGACGCCAACGAGCUGGCUUUUAAGGCUGCUUUCAUGUGGAAGAGAGGACAGGAGCGUGGUGGUCCUGAUGUCGACUUCACCGAGGAAGAAAUGACCUCGUCUAUGAACAACCAAGCCCCUGGCGCUCCUCAGCUCAGCAUCAUGUCCUUCAAGUCUGGUUUCCACGGCCGCAUGUUUGGCUCUCUCUCAACCACCCGCAGUAAACCCAUCCACAAACUCGAUAUCCCUGCUUUCGACUGGCCUCAGGCACCGUUCCCCAUGCUCAAGUAUCCCCUUGAGCAGUAUGCCGAGGAGAAUGCUCAAGAAGAGGCUCGUUGUUUGGAGGAGACAGAGCGUCUGAUCAAGACCUGGCACUUGCCUCCCGCUGCCAUCAUCAUCGAGCCUGUACAAUCCGAAGGUGGUGACAACCACGCCUCGCCAGCCUUCUUCCGUGGGCUUCGCGAAAUCACUCGUAGAAACAACGUCCUGAUGAUUGUCGACGAAGUUCAGACUGGUGUUGGUGCAACUGGCAAGUUCUGGGCCCAUGACCACUGGAACCUCGAGGACCCUCCGGACAUGGUGACUUUCAGCAAGAAGGCACAGACCGCUGGUUACUACUUCGGUAACGAUGCUCUGAGACCCAACAAGCCAUACCGCCAAUUCAACACCUGGAUGGGCGACCCAGCUCGUGCCAUCCUCUUCCGCGCUAUCAUCAACGAGAUUGAGCGUCUCAAUCUGGUUCAGAACACUGCCGAGACUGGAGACUACCUUUAUGCUGGCCUCGAAAGCUUGGCACAGAAGUACCCUGAGGAGAUUCAGAAUCUGCGUGGAAAGGGUCAGGGCACAUUCAUUGCCUGGGAUUCACCACGUCGUGAAGACUUCCUGGCCAAGGCAAAGGGUGUUGGUAUCAACAUCGGUGGCAGUGGUGCCCAGGCCAUCAGAUUGAGACCUAUGCUGAUCUUCCAGAAGAAGCACGCAGACAUCUUGCUUGAGGGCAUUGAGAAGGUCUUCCAAUCAUAA